Caenorhabditis briggsae is the source of this 2085-nucleotide messenger RNA. The transcript is spliced from 7 exons. Gene Ontology annotation, cellular component: cytoplasm; Cul4-RING E3 ubiquitin ligase complex. The coding region runs from base 1 to 2085 and encodes 694 amino acids. The record is from RefSeq and is a predicted model, not a curated record. Gene Ontology annotation, biological process: negative regulation of fatty acid biosynthetic process. Lineage: Eukaryota; Metazoa; Nematoda; Chromadorea; Rhabditida; Rhabditidae. Gene Ontology annotation, molecular function: protein binding.
AUGGAAGAAGACGAGGAACAACCUGAAGGACAGGCAGAAAUUGGGCCGGAAGAGCCUGAAAAUCCUGUAGCAGAUGAAAGAGCACGAGAAGUCAAGGCUUCUCUAGAGAAAAAAGAGCGAAAGAGAAUGGAGAGUUUGAUACUCGAAAGGGAGUAUUCGAAUAAAAGGAACAGCUAUUUCAAGACAUUAAAUGCCGACUUUCAAAACGACUUCUUCUGCCAAAAAGACAUUCGGGAACACACCGGAUGCAUCAACGCCGUGCAAUUUUCCAGUACAGAGAAGCUUUUGGCGACUGGUAAUCUGAAGUUAUUAGAAUACUCUUCUCAAGGGAAAAUUUCAGGUGGAGAUGACUUGCAUGCCAGAAUUUGGAACGUCGAUGAACUGAUGCUCCGCAAACAUCCUAGACCAAUUUCGAUUUCCGAAAAAGGUCACGAAUCGAACAUUUUUUCACUGGAGUUCGAUUUAGACAGUAGAUUCAUUUAUUCUGGAGAACGUUGGGGCUUAUUGUUCAAACACGAUAUCACUACAAAACAGCACAUUUACACGGCAAGAGGAAAUGAGCAUCAUGGAGAUGUGUACAGUAUUCAUCAUCAUCCCUUCGACAUCCAUCAGCUGGUAGUUGCACAAGCCAAGUCAAUCUCAUUUCUUGAUGAUCGAGACUACGAGAAUCCUAUACAAUUCGUUAACGGCGACGAGCAAGGAGAUUUUUACACUGCUGAAUUCCAUCCAGAGACGCCUGUCCUUGUUCUCAUCAAUUCAGAAGAUGGUGGUCCAAAGGUUUUCGAUCGCAGGAAUCCAGCAAGAGCCCUGUACGAAUCAAACAAGUUCACUGGAUUUUUUCGAGAUAAUGGGAUCGCGGACGUUGGAUUUAUGGGCGCCAAGUGGAGCCCGUCUGGAAAACAGUACAUGGCACUUCGCAGGAAACAAUGUCCGAUUUAUUUUGAUAUCGUCAGCCAACGAUGUUUAACCCUAGCUAGUGGAUCAUCCCCGCUAGUUUACCGCAACGCGAAAACCAUCAAAUCGAUGACUUUCAUUGAUGACUACACGGUUGCCACUGGAAGUGAUCUAUGGGGAAUCCACGUGUGGAAAGCUCCCCGAGCCGACGACGACGAAGGUUUUGUACUUAAAGAACGAGAAGGAGGCGGUCAAUAUCUCACUGUGGAGAAAGAAGUAAAAGUUCUUCGGGGACAUCGCUCGAUUCCGAAUCAAAUUCGGUUUUCGAGCCAAAAUCAACUUCUCGUCUCAUCUGGAGUAGAAAACUCGUUCAAGCUAUGGUCGCAUCGUCGUCUCCCCUGGUCCUAUGAUGUUCCGUUUGCACGAAGAAAACGUGGCGAGUACAGACACACACACGACGUUGAAUUGGGUCGAGAAAGGGAGAUGCGUAGAACGCUAGAAGACGAUCUGGAAGAAAGGAAUCUGAUGGAAGGUCGUGCUUGUUGGGAAGACGUUUUCGGUGGAAAUCCACAAACUAUGGAGAGUCGAGAGACGCUGGAAAUGUUCGAUGUUUUCGUAGAUGAUGAUGAUGAUGAUGUUGAUGAUGAGUCAUCUGAUGGCGAGGAUUUUGCAGCACGCGUUUUUCAGGAACUAGGAUUUCCAAGAGGAAGAUUGGAGUUUUUAGUUCAUCAAGGAGAGGAUGUUCUUGUUCGGGCAUUGAACGCACAAAAUGCUAUGAAUGACAGUGACUCGGACAGAGAAUAUGACGAUGACGAGAUCGAGGAGGAGAGACGAAGAAUGAGAAUCGAAGCGGCACGAAGACGAGUGAUUCCACCGUUACGCAGAGAUUGGUUCGAUCAUGAUUCGGAUUCUGAUCUUGAUGAAAAUGACCCUCUACAUCGAUUAUUCGAUCAUAUAAUGGAGCAUCAUCGACAUGAGAGUAGCGACGAAGAGGAUGACGAAGAAAUAGAAGGAGAUGAACCAGUUGUUGAAUAUCAAGCAGGAAGAGAAAAUGAUGAGGUGAUGGAAGAGGAGGAGCAAGAAGAAGAUGAGCAAUCCGAAGAAGAGUAUAGCGAUAGUGACGACGUGGCUGCGAAUAAUGACGUUGAUGACGUCGAUAUGGAUGACGAAGAGAAUUCAGAAAACGACUAG